This is a messenger RNA of Dibothriocephalus latus, 264 nucleotides long. NCBI's taxonomy places the organism in Eukaryota, Metazoa, Platyhelminthes, Cestoda, Diphyllobothriidea, Diphyllobothriidae. The record is from the annotation of a GenBank genome assembly.
AUGCUUGGUUCGCACAUACACGAACAUAAGCUAACUGUACGACGGAAUGACGCAUUAUCACAAGUGGCUGCCCACACCUGCGAGAAGGGUCACGAAUUUAACUUCGCAGCCGCGAAGAUAAUCGCCCACGUCGACAACAAGACAAGCCGAGAAUUGAUUGAAGCCUGGGCCUCGGAUGAGGAAACAGUCAAUCGAUUUCUUGACCCAGCACCGGCAUGCAUCGCCCUGCGUAGGCGUCUCCGUCCUGAAGUCACUGAUGAUUAA